Messenger RNA from Gopherus flavomarginatus (Mexican gopher tortoise), 933 nucleotides. Its product is annotated as olfactory receptor 5V1-like. Lineage: Eukaryota; Metazoa; Chordata; Testudines; Testudinidae. Gene Ontology annotation, biological process: G protein-coupled receptor signaling pathway. Gene Ontology annotation, cellular component: membrane. Gene Ontology annotation, molecular function: G protein-coupled receptor activity; olfactory receptor activity. The transcript has a single exon. The coding region runs from base 1 to 933 and encodes 310 amino acids. The record is from RefSeq and is a predicted model, not a curated record.
AUGGAAAAUCAAACCACAGUGACCGAAUUUAUUCUCCGGAAACUUUCCAGUGACCCACAGAUGCAGAUUUUCCUCUUCUCAAUGUUUUUAAUUAUUUACCUAAUCACUCUGGGUAGUAACAUAGUGAUCAUGGUGGUGAUAAGAGCUGAUUCUCAUCUUAACACCCCAAUGUACUUCUUUCUCUUCCAUUUAUCCUUUGUUGAUAUCUGCUAUUCCUCAGUCACGGUGCCUAAUAUGCUGAUGAACUUCCUAGUAGAGCACAAAACUAUUUCUGUCAAUGGCUGCAUUGUCCAGAUGUUUUUCAUCCUCCUCUCUAUUGGUGCUGAAAUUUUCAUUCUCUCGGCCAUGGCUUAUGACCGCUACACUGCCAUCUGUGACCCAUUGCGUUACAUGGAAAGAAUGAGUAAAGGGAUCUGUGUUCAGCUGGUGAGUGGGGCAUGGACAAUAGGCUUCUUCCAUGCCCUGCUUAACACUGUUUUUACCUCCAAGUUGCGUUUCUGUGGGCCCAAUCAAAUCAACCAUUUCAGUUGUGAACUCCCUCCUCUAUUACAACGAUCCUGCAAUGACACCCUCACCAAUCAAGUGGUGCUUCUUACUUCUGUUGUGAUAUUUGGGUCAAGCUCCUUCCUCCUCACAUUGUUCUCCUACAUUUUCAUCGUGUCCACCAUCCUGAGAAUACGCUCUGUGGAGGGCAGGCGUAAAGCCUUCUCCACCUGCAGCUCCCACCUUAUUGUGGUUGGUUUAUGGUACCUGACAGCCUUCUUCCAGUACACAAAACCGAGCUCAGUCUCCUCUGUGGUUCUGGAUGAAAUAUUCUCCAUCCAGUACAGCAUCUUGACCCCCAUGUUAAACCCCAUCAUCUACAGCCUGAAAAACAAGGAGGUGAAAAUAGCACUAGGGAAAACGUUGGGGAAAUUGAAGUUUCUCAAGUAG